UCUCAUCGCGUCACAUUGAUGCGGAUUUGAACUCAGUUCCGUCAAAGUUUCAAUCGAGAGAAUCAACGUGAGCAGCUUCGGUCAUCUGCUGUUUGUUUUUGUUUGCUUGUUUGUUUGCUUGUUUUUAUUUUUGUGUGUUUGUUUGAGUGAUUAAUUGAUGACGUCACGCUGACGCUCCAGAACUCUAACCUGUGGACCGAUUCACGGAGCUCUGGCAGAACCAGCUCCCAGUCUCCUCAGGACCUGAUCCCAGUGACCUCUGUCCCAGCCCCAAUCAUGAGCAUCCAGCCCCGCAGGAUCCGUCUGAAGCCUUGGUUGCUGGCUCAGGUGAACAGCGGCAGGUAUCCUGGUCUACAAUGGCUCAGUCCAGAGCACCGACUGUUCCAGAUCCCCUGGAAACACGCUACACGCCACACACCAACGUCGGAGGAGGAAAACACCAUCUUCAAGGCGUGGGCUCUGGAGACAGGUAAGUAUCAGGAUGGCGUGGAUGAACCCGACCCCGCCAAGUGGAAAGCAAACCUUCGCUGUGCUCUGAACAAGAGCCGCGAGUUUCAGCUGAAGUACGAUGGAACCAAAGAAACACCUGUCCAACCUUUCAAGAUCUACGAGGUGUGCGAGCAGCCAGGGAGCACGGAGGGUGGUGAUGAAGAUGAAGAGGAGAUGCCGAACCUGAUGGAGCUGACAAUCAACCCAGGGACCACUAACUCCCCCUCCUUCAACUUCAUGGCUGCUUCAGAGGUGUCUCAGUUCAGAUUGUCCUCCAGCGGGGCAUUUGCAUCUCCACCUGUCCUCGGCAUGACCUCCGAUCUCCCAAUGACCUCAGACCUCCCAAUGACCUCAGACCCCAACAUGACCUCUGACCUCCCGAGGCGAGUGGUGCAUCAGGGGUCCUUUGUCUGUCCUCCAGGUCUUCAGGACCUGAACUCUCUGGUCCCCCUGGUUGCUUCUGACCCCUCCGGGCCAGCCUCUAUGGAGACCAGCGACGUCGGGGGAGUCCAGACUCAGGGAGACCCUCAGAACCAACCCUACAAGUACGACCUGCUAAGCAGCGUCCCAUUGACAGAUCUGGAUCUGAAGUUCCAGUACCGGGGCCGCACGGUGGGCUCUCUGACGGUCAGUAACCCUCAGGGCUGCAGGCUCUACUUCGGACACCUGGAGCCGACCCCGGAGCAGGUGGAACUGUUCGGACCCGUCACUCUGCAGCAGGUCAGAUUUCCGGGGACGUCUGAGAUCCAGAACCAAAAGCAGCGGUUCUACACGGAGGCUCUACUGGACGUGAUGGAUCGCGGUCUGAUCCUUGAGAUCUGGGAGCAGGACAUCUACGCUAUCCGCCUCUGUCAGUGUAAGGUGUUCUGGUCUGGACCUGGCGUGCCGGAUCAGGGUCCACCAAACCCCAUGGAGAGGGAAAAGAAGAUCAAGGUGUUCAGCCUCAACCACUUCCUGCAAGAGCUGAUCCAGUUCCAGAAGGGAGAGGCUCAGAACCCGCCUCCCUUUGAAAUCUACUUCUGCUUUGGGGAGGACUGGCCUGACAAGAAACCCAGAGAGAAGAAGCUCAUCAUGGUCCAGGUGGUCCCUGUGGUGGCUCGGAUCCUGACGGAGAUGUUCUCUGGAGAACUCAGCUGGUCCACGGACAGCAUCCGCCUGCAGAUCUCAAACCCUGACGUUAAGGACCAGACGGUAGAGCAGUUCAAGGAGCUGCAGAGGCUCCUGCAGAGCCAGCACAUCCAGGGACCCUGGACCCCCGCUGGCCCCUGAACGCCUGGACUCUGAUGGGGUGCAGACAGCUGUCCUGCCUCGAUGUCGUCACAGAGCUGGUCCAGAAGGAUCUACAAAGUCUCUGUACCCUCUACACCUUCCUUUCAUGACCUCAUACAGUAUUGAUCCUGAUCAGUACUGGCAUUGAUCAGGUCUUUUCACCCUGACCUCCGUCUGCAGGUUCAGAUUUUGGUGUCACACUGGGUCCUCUCAGACAGGUUUUAAUGUGACUUCACCAUUCCAGAAACGUUCCUCUCUCUGAGUUUGUUCAGCAUUUCAACAAAUGCCACUCAGUAUUCAGCCAGCUGGUUUUUUACAGGAGAUGCACAGGAAGUGUGUGACGGACCAGUCCUGCUGAGACCUGGUCUACGGGAGUCCAGAAGCCAUGAUGAAACUGCUCCAUUUAAAAUUCAUUAACCAGCUUUAAUCAAAAUAAUCUGCCGAUUCUGAUUUUUUAAUUCCCCCGGUGAGAUGAUCCUGCUCGUGACCAGCAAUAAAUAAUAAUGGUCAGUGAAUUAACCGAUCAUUAAACUCACGUGAUUCAUGGUUCAAUAUUUCCAGCUUUUUCUGAAUAAACAGAAACUAUAAAUCUGA
This is a messenger RNA of Notolabrus celidotus (New Zealand spotty), 2352 nucleotides long. It is a transcript of the gene irf5, whose product is annotated as interferon regulatory factor 5. Lineage: Eukaryota; Metazoa; Chordata; Actinopteri; Labriformes; Labridae. Gene Ontology annotation, biological process: immune system process; regulation of transcription by RNA polymerase II. The transcript is spliced from 9 exons. Gene Ontology annotation, molecular function: RNA polymerase II cis-regulatory region sequence-specific DNA binding; DNA-binding transcription factor activity, RNA polymerase II-specific; protein binding. The record is from RefSeq and is a predicted model, not a curated record. The coding region runs from base 277 to 1758 and encodes 493 amino acids. Gene Ontology annotation, cellular component: nucleus.